This is a messenger RNA of Pseudoliparis swirei, 798 nucleotides long. RefSeq names its product PPARG related coactivator 1 (gene pprc1). Bases 25 to 798 code for a protein of 257 amino acids. NCBI's taxonomy places the organism in Eukaryota, Metazoa, Chordata, Actinopteri, Perciformes, Liparidae. The record is from RefSeq and is a predicted model, not a curated record. Gene Ontology annotation, biological process: positive regulation of transcription by RNA polymerase II. Gene Ontology annotation, cellular component: nucleus. The transcript has 5 exons. Gene Ontology annotation, molecular function: transcription factor binding.
GGCAGCAGGGCGUGUAGGACCAAGAUGGCGGCGCGGUGGGGAGCAGGCGAGGAUAUGUUAACAGCCGGCAACAUGGAAUUUUUCGCAAUGGAUACACUAGACGAGGCUGAUGGACUGACCUCAGCAGAAACUCUGGAGGCCCUUCAAAACUGCUCUAUUCUUUCUCUAUUAGAGGACACGCCAACAAUAGAGACUCGCAGUCUAUAUGAGGAGAGCGAAGCGACGCUUCUGACUGCCCUGACGGAGAUCCUUGACAAUGUGGAUGAUGAGAACUUGUCCCCAUUUGACACACUGCCCGACUCCGACCUGCUGUCGGAUCAGAGGGGCAGGGAACACUCUCCGCUCAGGAGAUGGGUAUGUCUGUCCCGUUCCCCUCCAGAGAAGGACACACUAUGCACCACAAGAGCCAUAUCAACUGGAAAGAGCCUCCCCAGGAUACUGGCAGACUCUCUCCAGAGAAGUGAUGGGGAGGAAGAGGAAGAUGGCUUUCUCACUCUGAGUCCAGCGAGUCUUGAGUCAUCUCCUGGCUCUGACCAGCUACACUGGGAAGGUCUGGCCCUCCCGCUUCCAGUCACCUUCGAGCAGGAGCUUGAAGGUGGUAUUUCAGUUUGCCUGGUGGACCUAGUCAGGCAGAUGCACCCGUACUGUAUGUCCAUUUGUAUGGAAGAUGACGAGGGGGAACAGAUGUUGCCCGAAGGAGGAAUCUUACUUGAAGUUGUGGACCAGGGGGAGAAUGGAGAACACAUCCUGGUCAUCCAAAAUAUAGCACUUGGUCAGAUUGCUCUAACUACAGACUAG